AUGCCCACCACGAGUGUCCCGUCGCCGUCCGGCUCAGUGCCCGGAGCCGCUGCGCCCUUCCGGCCCCUCUUCAAUGACUUCGGCCCGCCGUCCAUGGGCUACGUGCAGGCGAUGAAGCCGCCCGGCUCGCAGGGCUCCCAGAGCACCUACACGGACCUGCUCUCCGUCAUCGAGGAGAUGGGCAAGGAGAUCCGGCCCACCUACGCGGGCAGCAAGAGCGCCAUGGAGCGGCUGAAGCGCGGCAUCAUCCACGCUCGGGCACUGGUGCGAGAGUGCCUGGCUGAGACAGAGCGCAACGCCCGCACGUAACGGCCGCUCCUCACGGGCCCCCUCAGCCUGUGAGCGUUCCCCGGCCCGGAGGUCGCCCUUUCCCCGCUCCCCGUCCCGCCAACCUUUUGCCGCCGAUCAGUGUCUUGAGAGCCUGGGCCUCCCUUUGCGCCUCGUGACAGACCUUUCUACGUGACGGCCACCGGCGUGUCGGCAUCGCCGGGAGGCCGCUCUUCUGCUGCGUGCUGCAAGCACCUCCAGGGCUUCUCUCCUCUCUCUUUAUAAAUGCUUGUUUUUAUAAA
Messenger RNA from Nothoprocta perdicaria, 569 nucleotides. It is a transcript of the gene CDK2AP2, whose product is annotated as cyclin dependent kinase 2 associated protein 2. The record is from RefSeq and is a predicted model, not a curated record. Gene Ontology annotation, biological process: regulation of microtubule cytoskeleton organization; negative regulation of G1/S transition of mitotic cell cycle. Bases 1 to 309 code for a protein of 102 amino acids. Gene Ontology annotation, cellular component: microtubule; cytoplasm; nucleus. The transcript is spliced from 4 exons. NCBI's taxonomy places the organism in Eukaryota, Metazoa, Chordata, Aves, Tinamiformes, Tinamidae.